AUGGGCGUUGAAGCAUUUUGCAAUGACGCCGAAGGCUGGGGUCCUAUCAGCGACGCCCGAACGGACUUGACGCUCUGCGUAGAGAACACCAUCCUUAUAGGGCUUCCCGCCCUCAUGGCGAUCGUUGUCUCCGUCUUCCAGACGUCCCACAUGUGGAGAUCAGGGCAUCCGCACCGCCUUGGUCGUACCAACGUCAUCUAUUGGCCCUCGCAGGCUUUGAUGCUCGGUAGCGCCGUUGCGCUGAUUGUCAGGGCCGCCCUCCUGAAAAACGACGACUACGCACCCGCGACCGUGUUUGGUUCCAUUAUCAUGGCUAUUGCUUGGUUGGCGUCCAUUAUGUUGAAUUAUUUCCAGCACCUGCAGGAAAUCCGGUCAAACAACACUAUCUUCACCCUCUACAUCUUUUCUACAAUCACCUCGGCCAUCACUAUCCGCACCAUGAUUUUGCUCAAGCAAACUGAUCAAGACCAAUUCAAAGCAUUUAUCGCAUUCGUAGCCAUCAACCUUCUUGGUUUCAUUGUCGAGGCCUGGCCUAGAGGACGCACCGAUGUCCAGUGCAGGAGCGGAGGCAACCGGUACGAUAAGGCCAACCUGUUCUCUCGUCUGACUUUCCAAUAUAUGCAGCCUAUUGUCAGUGCAGGAUUCAAAAGGCCUCUGACAUCCAAGGAUAUCGUCAACAUGAUGCCUGAGCGGUCCAAAGCCAAGUUUAGUCACGAUCGCCUCAAUGACAGAUGGCAAGCAAACGUGAACAAGCACCAAGCUCGUGGCACAAAGCCGGAUCUGUUUUGGACCGUGAUGGGGUCCUUUGGAUGGGCUUGGGUCCCCAUGAUGUUCUUUCGCAUCGUAGCGUCGACGUUGACAUACGUCCUCCCUCUGCUCCUGAACGAAAUGCUCUCAUUCAUUGAAUCCUACCAAAGCCCUAAUCCUCAGCCGGUUGCAUUGGGCAUUAUCUUGGCCUGCGGCAUGUUCUUCGCUUCGAUCUUGAAUGCAGUCUGCAUGGAGCAGUUCUUCCGUUCCACCGUUAACGUGAGUGUCGAGGCCAGGACAGCACUUAUAGCCAUGGUAUACCGCAAAUCGCUCAAGCUCUCGGGGGCCUCCAAGCAAAAAUUCACGACCGGUGGGAUCAUCAACCACAUGUCGGUUGAUGCCGAACGAUUUGACAUAUCCUUCCCGUCUGUGCCCAACCUUAUCUCCACACCUUAUGAGAUCUGUAUUGCCAUCUGGAUGCUCUACCAGCAGAUCUCUUGGUCUGUCUUUGUAGGCGUGGCCUUCAUCCUCAUCGCGGGCCCUGUGAAUGGAGCCUUGGCUCGUAUUACUUUCAAGCAACGAUCCGUCAAGAUGGAAGCCACGGAUGAUCGUGUGCGUCUCACGAAUGAGGUGCUGUCGGGUAUGAAAGUCAUAAAGCUGUAUGGCUGGGACGAGUCUUUCCGACAGCGCAUCAAUAUGUAUCGUCGCCGUGAGCUCGUCAGUCUCCGCAAGAUUGGCAUCACCUUUUCCUUCAUGUCGAUCAUGUUCCAGUCCAUACCGUUGCUCGUAUCCCUCGUCUCCUUCGCUGUCUACGCAACUCAUGGAGGACCCAAUUUCGGCCCAGGAGAGAUCACCCCUCAGCGUAUCUUUGUGUCAAUCAGCUUGUUCACCUUGCUCACUACUCCCAUUGCAGCAAUGUCGCGCGUCGUUGGAGAUACAAUUGCACUCAAGGUCUCUGCGAGUCGUAUCCAAAAGUUUCUGCUGGCUAAGGAGCUCUCCGGGACCGCUACUGAGGCGAUCGAGACACUGCCAGAGGAUCCAAGUGUGCCUUUGAUCGAGAUCAAAAAUGGUGUCUUUGCGUGGGACCCAGAAGAACCCGAGGUCGAGACCGAAAAGGAAAAGAGGGCUCGUGAGAGACAAGAGGCCAAGAAGCACAAGCUAAUGGAGAAGGAAGCGCGCCUGGCUGGAAAACGUAUGCCCGAAAAGGAGGUACACAUCGAAAAGGACUACGGACCAACGCUGGUAGACAUCAACCUGGCCAUCGCUCACGGAGAAAUGACCGCCAUUGUCGGAAGAGUUGGACAAGGCAAGACUUCCCUGCUGAAUGCGAUCAUCGGAGAUAUGUACAGGCGCCAGGGAAGCGUGAGGGUUUAUGGAAGACUAGCAUAUGUUCCACAACAGACUUGGAUCAUCAAUGCGACUUUGAAAGACAACAUCAUAUUCGGAAACGCGUUUGACCAGACCCGCUACGACCGCGUCCUCAUGGCUAGCGGUCUUUUACCGGACAUUGCAAUGCUCCCAGCCGGUGAUCAAACUGAGAUUGGCGAGCGUGGAAUCAACCUAUCUGGAGGCCAGAAGCAGCGAGUGUCUUUGGCUCGAGCGGCCUAUGAGGAUGCCGAUGUGUAUCUGUUUGACGAUCCUCUGAGCGCUGUCGAUGCACAUGUCGAUCAGCAUCUCUGGCAGCACUUGAUCGGACCCACUGGCCUACUCAAGGACAAGGCUCGCGUCCUUGUCACCCAUGCCAUUCACCACUUGGAGCAAACUGACCAGGUCAUCGUGAUGAAGGAUGGAAAAAUCGCUGAGCUCGGGAAGUACGAGACCUUGUUAAACGCCAAGAACUCGCUGUACCAACUGAUCAGGGACUUUUCUGUUAAACGAGACGUACCACGCAAGGAGAACGAAGAGAAAGUCGAGAAUAAUGGGGACGAGGACACCAUCCAUGCAGAUGGAACUGAGAGAGAGACCACGCCAGAUGUUAAAGAGGACGACAAGGCCGAGCUGAUCGCAGAGGAGAAGAUGGAAGAGGGAAGCGUAUCAUGGAAUGUAUACAAGAACUAUGCUAAGGCAGCCUCAUACAGAUACUCCUUUUUGGUUAUCUUUCUGUUUGCUUUAGGCCAGGGACUACAGAUUGGAACCAAUAUCUGGCUCGAAUACUGGACAAGUGUUAGCGGAUCAGGUCGCCACACUAUUGGAGAGUUCCUUGGAGUUUAUGCAGCGCUCAUUUUCGCGUACAUGGUUAUCAAUAUCGGCUCAAGCUACAUUGCGAUGGUCAUCGCAGCUCUUCGCGCGUCUGCAGGCUUGCAUGAACGCCUUUCGGCAAAGAUCUUGCGUCUGCCUAUGUCCUUUUUCGACACGACUCCGCUCGGAAGGAUCGUGAACAGAUUUAGUAUGGAUAUCUUUUCGGUGGACGAGGUUGCUCCGUGGAACUUCAUCGAUGUUAUUCUCUGCCUGGAUUCCAUCCUCGGAACUAUGAUCGUCAUUGCGACGACAACUCCUGUUUUCCUGGCUCUAGUUGUUCCAGUGGCUGCCCUAUAUAUCCUCACGCAAACAUUCUACAUGCGGACCAGUCGCCAGCUAAAGCGAAUUGACUCUGUAUCCAGGUCGCCGAUUUAUCAGCACUUUGAGGGAACUUUGUCCGGAGUGACGACGAUCCGCGCACUGAGAGCCAACGAACGCUUCAUUUUCGACAAUGCCGCUAAAACUGAUAUUUCUGCCAACGCCCUGUAUUCCUCUUACAUGAUCAACCGAUGGCUGCAGUUCCGCCUCGAUAGUUUGGGCGCUGUUAUUGUCUUGGGCGCCGCUCUCUCUGCUGUAGUAAGCAGAAACUCUUUGAACUCUGGCAACGUCGGACUUGCCUUGUCCUAUGCGCUCUCGUUCACACAGAUGUCUACCAAUCUCGUUCGCAGCUACUGCAAUCUACAAAAUCAACUGGUCGCUGUUGAGAGAAUUGAGGAGUACGCUAACAAGAACACCGAAGCUCCCGCGGAGACGGACGUCAUUUUGCCUGAGGGCUGGCCUCAAGCUGGCCAUGUUGAAUUCAGGAACUAUUCCGCCCGCUACCGCCAGGGUCUUGACUUGGUCGUCAAGAACGUGUCAUUUGAGGUGCAGCCCGCCGAGAAAGUAGGCAUCUGUGGGCGAACUGGAGCGGGUAAAUCCUCCUUGACGCUAGCUCUCUUUCGCAUCAUUGAGGCGGCCAAUAGUCAUUGGGCCAAGGCUAGCGAUAACGGCGCUGAUAUGGAUGCUGACCCAACAAAAGCGACCAGGACUAACGAUCUGGAAAACAUCGAGGUCGAGGAGGAUGGAGGUUCAAUUUGGGUGGACGGCGUGGAUAUUUCGACGGUCGGACUCAGUCGUCUUCGCCAGCAUUUGGCCAUCAUCCCUCAAGACCCAAUAUUGUUUCAAGGAACUUUGCGCGAGAACUUGGAUCCUUUUGAAGAGUUGCAAGAUGCAGAGCUAUGGGAGGCCUUGGAACGUGCUCAUUUGAAAGAACAUAUCUCGACGCUACCUGGUGGACUCUCCUUCAAGGUCUCUCAGAAUGGAGACAACUUCUCUGUUGGCCAGCGUUCAUUAAUCUGCCUUGCUCGAGCCCUCCUCCGGAAAUCCAAGGUUCUCCUCCUCGAUGAGGCCACUGCUGCCGUAGAUGUUGAGACGGACGAGCUGAUCCAAGCAACCAUCCGUAAAGAAUUCAAGGAUCGCACGACCUUAACCAUUGCCCAUCGCAUCAAGACUAUUAUGGACUCAGAUAAGAUUCUGGUCUUGGAGAAGGGUCGCGUAGAAGAAUUCGAGUCCCCUCAAGCACUUUUGCGACGUCCCAACUCUUUAUUCUACCAGCUUGCUCGGCAGGCAGGUGAAAUCUAG
This is a messenger RNA of Gamsiella multidivaricata, 4605 nucleotides long. Its product is annotated as ABC transporter type 1, transmembrane domain-containing protein. Lineage: Eukaryota; Fungi; Mortierellomycota; Mortierellomycetes; Mortierellales; Mortierellaceae. The coding region runs from base 1 to 4605 and encodes 1534 amino acids. Gene Ontology annotation, molecular function: ATP hydrolysis activity; ATP binding; ABC-type transporter activity. Gene Ontology annotation, biological process: transmembrane transport. Gene Ontology annotation, cellular component: membrane. The transcript is spliced from 7 exons. The record is from RefSeq and is a predicted model, not a curated record.